AGUAAAAAACAAAACAUCCGCACAUCGGCGAAAUUGUUUUGCGUAAGGUUGGCCUUAAAAGCCCCGAAAACAACCGAAAUGGUUCUCUCCCCGGAUGUGAAAGAACGCCUUGGUGUGGUUUUUGAAAUAGUGAAAACAUCUUUCCAUUGGGGAUUUAUCCCAACACUCUUGUAUCUAGGUUUCCGGAAGGGCGCCGAACCUGGAAUGCCGCCUCUUGCAAUCACUAACCUGUUGUGGUAGGGAAGAAGUAGAGUUUCCACCCAAUGCGUUAAAGUAAUUGGCAAUGAACUACUAUCGUCGAAAUAUAUAAUGUUAUGAAAACAUGACUACA
Molecule: messenger RNA, 331 nt
Organism: Anopheles bellator
Lineage: Eukaryota; Metazoa; Arthropoda; Insecta; Diptera; Culicidae
Gene: Tom7
Product: mitochondrial import receptor subunit TOM7 homolog
Exons: 2
Coding region: 79-240 (53 amino acids)
Biological process (GO): protein import into mitochondrial matrix
Cellular component (GO): mitochondrial outer membrane translocase complex
Source: RefSeq, a predicted model, not a curated record